UUUCACAGCUGAUUUGCUCAUUUUGCGAGAAUCAGCUCUCAUGUAAACUUGCAGCUCUCUAAACUCGUUCGUGUCAAUUAAUUUUAGAACUUGUUUCAUGUCCAAAGCUUGCCGCGCUUCGUGAAAUUAUGUUCACCAGUUUUUAAAUUUGAAAAUAGUUUUCGCUAAAAUUGUCUCAAUUUUACAAAAUCAGUAUUACUAAUGGCAGCUGUCACUAAAGUUUUAACUCUUGGAACGGUUUGUUCGUUGUUUGUCAUUUUUCUGGCGAUAUAUUUGAGACAAACGGAGAAUGAUCUGCAGAGAAAAUUGAAUGAAGUGCUUAGUGGACUUAUAGCCGUUGAAAAGCAACAUGUUUCUGAUAGACCGAAAGUAGCGGUAGGUUAUGGUGCAUGUCAUGAUCUCCUGAUUAGUGCCACCGAUUUCUUAGAUUAUGACGAAUCUAUUGGUGCCCCGGAACAUUUCGACGAUAUAAAUUCCAUCGAGGAACUAAAAAAAUCGUUCGCCUACUAUUUUCGGCAUGGAGCUGCAGCAGAACGGUACAUGUCGAACUCAACCCUGUUCGAUGAGCUGGUGGCAGCGGCAGGUACAGUCCCCAACUCGAGGUACAGUCUGGGAGGAAAUGCAGCGUCGAUAGCGUCUCGCCUGUCCAAUGAGGGAUGUGAGGUUAUGUUGGCUGCCACCCUCACUCCCCAGCUGCAGAAGUCCUUACCUAGUGGCCUUAAAGUUGUAGGGAAGUCUACUACACGAGACGACAUCCACUUGAUCCUAGAGUAUAAAGCUGGUGACUCAUGGGGUCCUUUCUCAGCUCCAAGAGCGAAUCGGUUCAUUCUUCACAAUGACGAGCAUAAUCCACUAGUCAGCUCUUUAGAGGCUCUCGAGGAGGAGUUGAAAAAUUUCAGCGCCGAUCUCUUAGUAAUUAGCGGGCUGCAAAUGAUGGACAAUUAUCCAUUUGUUGAAGGAGCUCGUGAGAGACGAUUGUCUCGAAUUCAGAAGCAAAUGGCAAGGCAGCCUCCAACAACGAGGAUCCAUUUUGAGAUGGCCUCAUUCGCGGAGCCUCAUCUCAUGCAUUAUCUCAUGGAUAAUGUCAUUCCUUAUGCCGAUUCCUUGGGCAUGAAUGAACAGGAAUUGGCGAACCUAGUCAGUAUGUACUCUCACGGUAAUGUGAGUCUAGUCUCCGAUUCUAAUCCUAGAGUCGCCACUGUUCUUGAUGAGAUGAGAUACUUAGUCAAGUUAGUGAGACAGAACAGGCAGAUGCAGGGUGGUAAGAGCAGCAGAGAGCUGACUAGACUGCAUGUGCAUACAUUGGCCUACCAGGCAGUGUUGACUGUUAAGCCCUCCAGUUGGGUCAACUCCAACGUAGCUGCUGCCAAGGCAUCGCUCACCGCUCACAGGCAUGUCUGUGCCACCAAUCAGAUCGACGUGGACAAAGCGAUGCUAAUAAUGGACGGCAGUUUUCUAACGUCACGACGCGCCGGAGAAGGGGAGCGGGUGGUGAUCGAGCCCCACAGUCCGGUGCCCUGUUGGCUGGAGGGGGGCCAGGGGCAGGGGCACGCCCCCCAACUGGAGCUGUGUGUUGCCCCCAUCCUAGUCUGUACACAUUCCACGCAGACGGCGGGCGGUGGUGAUAAUGUCAGUGCUGCCGCGCUCGCCAUGCAACUGUGAGGCUGUGACGUCACUAAACAAACAAGACUGCCAGCAGCUAAUUGCAAGCUGAUGUUCAGGUUAUUGGAAUCGAAUCACUACAACAAAAGCAUCGAGCUAUUUUAUUCUAUAGUAAAUCAGGCAACAACUUCUUUUUUUAGAGUUAUUUGUGCGCAAGAUAACUCAUUCAGUCAUUAGCCUACUUAUUUAUUUCUGUUUACUACAAACAUUGUUUUACCUUCUGUCACAACAUGAAUGUUUCUUGUAUGUUACCAAUAAAUAAUCAAUAUGUCG
Molecule: messenger RNA, 1935 nt
Organism: Nilaparvata lugens (brown planthopper)
Lineage: Eukaryota; Metazoa; Arthropoda; Insecta; Hemiptera; Delphacidae
Product: ADP-dependent glucokinase
Exons: 9
Coding region: 202-1662 (486 amino acids)
Biological process (GO): glucose metabolic process
Cellular component (GO): endoplasmic reticulum
Molecular function (GO): ADP-specific glucokinase activity
Source: RefSeq, a predicted model, not a curated record